Sabethes cyaneus is the source of this 5534-nucleotide messenger RNA. It is a transcript of the gene ATP8A, whose product is annotated as probable phospholipid-transporting ATPase IA. Gene Ontology annotation, biological process: phospholipid translocation. Lineage: Eukaryota; Metazoa; Arthropoda; Insecta; Diptera; Culicidae. Gene Ontology annotation, molecular function: ATP binding; magnesium ion binding; ATPase-coupled intramembrane lipid carrier activity. The transcript is spliced from 17 exons. Gene Ontology annotation, cellular component: plasma membrane. The record is from RefSeq and is a predicted model, not a curated record. Bases 1013 to 4498 code for a protein of 1161 amino acids.
ACUUACUUGCUAGCCGGUAUUGUCGUGUCGCUCAAUAGUCUCCCAAAUUAUUCAAUUUUCACUCAAAAGAAGUCUAAAUUCAGUGUUCGGUUGAAGGAAAAAAACCCUCAAUGUUGACAAACAACGAGUUACGAAAGCAUUUCAAUCAAAUGAAAUAACAACUCGAACUCGUCUACUUUUUCUGGGUCAUCUGUCCGACGCGUGUUUGUGGCCUUCAUCGAAGAAGAAGUGCUUGGUGUAGUAGAUGCUGUGUCAGUGAGAACUUUUCGUCGCUGUGACAGUCGCAGAUGAAAGUCAUACUGGAAAACAUCAAUAUCGGAUAAGCGCAGUGUCGUUCAAAUCGAGGGAGGGAGCUACAUCUCACAAGGCUCCUCCUCUAGCUAGUAGGGCUGGGACUGCAUAAUGCGAUGUGAUUUGUGCUAAAGUGUCUCUUUCGGGAGUUGUGUGCUUCUUCUGCUACGUGAUGUCAUUGACUCGUAUCGAGUCUGCGGAAUGAAUCGCAAAUGAAAAGAAAGUUUUGUGCUGAGUUGAAAUAAAUGAACGACUCGAAGCGCAGUGAAUUCCACUGCAGUCUAGGUGCGAAUGGAUUACCUUAUUUCGAUCUGAAGAAUAACUGUCUGAAGAAACCAUACACGUGAUUUUACUUGUUUACGGCGUUAGUUAUGACUCACUGUGAUUCAUUCGAAAGGUUCGAAAGUGAAUAAAUCGUAAACCGGUCAGAUCCAGUUGCAUGGCAUAAGUGAUGAAAAGACCUGCGACACAGUCACGAUGUGUCACCCCAGGAAAAACCGCGUUCUAAUAGUGUUUUGGAAAAUCAUCGUGAACAGUUUCGUUACAGUGCAUAUGAAGAAAUUAACACCCUGAGUGAGGGAGGCAUCGUAAGUGUGUUUUAUGUGUGGAUUGAUGAAAAAAAUUUUGUUUGUCCGAAAGGCAUUUUCCGUUGGGUGCCAACAACACCACUGUGACCAAGUACUGCUCUAGCCUCAAAUCAGCACGAAACGGCCAUCAAAAUAUGCCACAAGUGCGAGAGUUCCUGCGUGGAAUAAUAAUUAGAAUCCGAAGGAGUCGCCACAUUCCGAACUUUUGCUGGAACAAAAAGGUGAAAGCAAACCAGAAUGACGAUGAUGCCACAACCUCCGGGGUAACGUUGGACGAUAGUGAUAAGCGAGUGAUACUGUUGAAUCAAACUCAACGACAAAAGUACUGCAACAAUCAUAUCUCGACAGCAAAGUAUAGCGCAAUAAGUUUUAUACCAUCGUUUUUGUUCGAGCAGUUCCGGCGGUAUUCGAACUGCUUCUUUUUGUUCAUCGCGCUGCUGCAGCAGAUUCCGGAUGUCUCGCCAACCGGUCGCUACACCACCCUAGUACCUUUAAUAUUUAUUUUAUCUGUAAGUGCUAUCAAAGAAAUCGUCGAGGAUAUUAAGCGGCACCGGGCCGACGAUGAGAUCAACCAUCGCGAAAUCGAGACGCUGCAGGGCGGCCAGUGGCGAUGGAUCAAGUGGAAAGAGCUGUCCGUCGGCGACACCGUCAAGGUGCAGAACAACACCUUCUUUCCGGCCGAUCUGGUGCUGCUGUCCUCGAGCGAACCGCAGGGCAUAUCAUUCAUCGAGACGUCCAACCUGGACGGGGAGACGAACCUCAAGAUUCGUCAGGGCGUUCCUGCCACGGCCAAAAUUCUUGAAACCAAAGAUUUUAUCCAGUUUUCCGGCACGCUGGAAAGCGAACCACCCAAUCGGCAUUUGUACGAGUUCAACGGGGUGCUGAAGGAGAGCGGGAAGCCCGCGGUAGCCCUCGGCCCGGACCAGCUUUUGUUGCGGGGCGCCAUGCUACGGAACACAUCCUGGAUAUUCGGCAUCGUCAUCUACACCGGUCACGAUACGAAACUUAUGCGAAACUCUACCUCAGCGCCACUCAAGCGCUCAACUGUUGACAGACUGACAAAUACGCAAAUUUUAAUGUUAUUUUUCAUUCUAAUCUUUCUUUGUAUCGUGAGUUGCAUUUUUAAUCAAGUUUGGACUAAACAGCAUUACAAAACCGAUUGGUAUCUAGGCAUAAGUGAUUUAUUAAGCAAAAACUUCGCCUACAAUCUUCUUACAUUUAUAAUUCUGUACAACAAUUUAAUUCCAAUAUCACUUCAAGUUACGUUGGAGUUAGUUCGGUUUCUUCAGGCAAUCUUCAUCAACAUGGACAUCGACAUGUAUCACGAGGAAUCGGACACUCCCGCGAUGGCCCGAACGUCCAACCUGAACGAGGAACUCGGCAUGGUCAAGUACAUCUUUUCGGACAAAACGGGCACCCUAACGCGCAACGUGAUGGAGUUCAAGAAGUGUUCGGUGGCACGCACCAUCUACAAUCCGGAAGAUAACCCGGCCCAGUCGCAGCUAGUGCAGCACAUUCUGAACAACCACCACACCGCUGCCAUCCUGCGGGAGUUUCUAACCCUGAUGGCCAUCUGUCACACGGUGAUACCGGAGAAAUCCGACAACGAGAACAUUAACUACCACGCGGCAAGUCCGGACGAGCGGGCACUGGUCUACGGCGCUAAAAAAUUCGGCUACGUCUUUCACACCCGCACACCAAACUACGUCGAAAUCGAAGCACUUGGCGUUCAGGAACGGUUCGAAAUACUGAACGUACUCGAGUUUACCUCCACGCGCAAACGGAUGUCGGUUAUUGCGAAGAAUUCCAAGGGUGAAAUUAAGCUGUACUGCAAGGGUGCGGAUACGGUGAUCUAUGAAAGGCUAGCCCCGAACGGACAAGCCUAUCGGGAAGCUACGCUCCAGCAUUUGGAAGAAUUCGCAACCGAAGGCCUGCGGACGCUCUGCUGCGCGGUGUCUGUCAUUCCCGAUGACGUCUACGAAGACUGGAAGCACACGUACCAUAAAGCGUCGACUUCGCUGCAGUACCGCGAACAAAAGGUGGAAGAUGCGGCCAAUCUAAUCGAAACUAACCUAAUGCUGCUGGGUGCGACAGCAAUCGAAGACAAACUGCAGGACGGUGUACCUGAAACCAUAGCCUCCCUUAUUGAAGCCAAAAUCAACGUUUGGGUGCUGACCGGAGAUAAGCAGGAGACGGCCAUUAACAUUGGCUACUCGUGCAAGUUGCUGUCACACGGCAUGGACUUAAUUAUUUUAAACGAAGAUAGUUUAGACAACACCCGCAACUGCAUUCAGAUGCACAUAGCGAAUCUGGGCGACCAGCUGCGGAAGGAAAGCAACAUGGCGCUCAUCGUGGACGGCAAAACGCUGAAGUACGCGCUGAGCUGUGAUUUGCGGACCGAUUUUCUGGAUUUAUGCAUUUCGUGCAAAGUGGUCAUCUGCUGCCGGGUUUCGCCCAUCCAGAAGGCGGAUGUGGUCGAUCUGGUGACGACCAACACCAAAUCGGUAACGCUGGCCAUCGGCGACGGGGCGAACGAUGUGGCCAUGAUACAGAAGGCGCACGUCGGUGUCGGCAUUUCCGGCGUCGAAGGGCUGCAGGCCGCGUGUGCAUCCGACUAUUCGAUAGCACAGUUCAGUUAUCUGCGAAAGUUGCUGCUGGUGCAUGGAGCGUGGAACUACAGUCGAGUCUGCAAGCUGAUACUGUACAGCUUUUACAAAAACAUUUGUCUGUACGUUAUUGAGCUGUGGUUUGCUAUUUACUCUGGAUGGUCCGGCCAAAUCUUAUUCGAACGAUGGACAAUCGGUUUGUACAAUGUGUUUUUCACCGCAUUGCCACCAUUUGCGAUGGGUCUUUUCGAUAAGGUGACCUCGGCGGAGCAAAUGUUAAAAGAACCAAGGCUUUAUGAACCAUCCCAAAGUGCCCAACUAUUCAACGUAAAAGUAUUCUGGUACUGGAUCUUCAACGCUCUGGUCCACUCGGUGCUCUUAUACUGGCUGCCAAUGUUUUCCUACCAGGGCGACGUGAUCUGGGGGAACGGACGGGACGGUGGUUAUUUAGUGUUAGGAAAUAUAGUUUAUACUUACGUGGUUGUUACGGUUUGUCUGAAAGCCGGCUUGCUGACAAACUCCUGGACGUGGCUGACGCAUUGUUCCAUCUGGGGCUCGAUUGUGCUGUGGUUUAUGUUUAUUUAUAUUUACAGUAAUAUUUGGCCAACGAUACCGGUUGGUGCGGUGUUUACCGGCAUGGACGAUAUGAUUUUCUCAUCGCCCGGUUUUUGGCUGGGUUUAUUCCUGAUACCCAUAACGGCUCUACUGCCCGAUGUCGUAGCAAAAGUGAUAAAGAACAGAAACCAGGACCUAGCAGCUCCCCAUCCCAUCAAGGAAUCGCGUUCAUCAUGGCUUCGCUUUCUCCCAGGAGGAAGGUGGAAGCGUGACGCAAACCGACGUUAUCAGAGCCUACGACACCAAUCUGCCCAAACCGGAUGGGAAUUGAGAGUUCCGACCCGAUUUUUGCUGCGGAAACUAUUUUUCCGUGUGCUAAAGCGAAAGCGUCGACGGCAGCAGCAGCAUCAAUCCAGCCGGAAACAUCAGCAGCCACCGCACCUGGGCCUGCUGCUGUGAUGAUUCCGGUGAGUCGUCGACCACCCAUUCGAUGGAACAGCUGUCAGCUACUUUUACUCCAGGAAUUAAGUAACAUUAACAAUAUGCGUAAGUAUUUUUGUGUAAAUGUGUGUAUAAAGUUGCAGAAAAAAAUGGAGAAAGCACUCUUAUUUAUACAUACGUAUUUGUCAGAACAGAUUAAAAUACAAAAUGUUUGAUGUGCAAGCGCCAGGGUAUAUUUAUAGUGGAAGAUAAUUCAUAAUAUUUAUUUUGCGUCGUGUAACGUGAAAAAGUAUUUAUUAUUAUAAUAACGUGUUAGCUAAGCGAUAACGGUAAACUGCAGUGUUGAAAGGAGUAAGGGCAACAACUAUAAAAAAUAUCAAGAUAAAAAGUAUUAUUUUUGUAUCAAAAAUCUAAAUCAAAUCAAUUAUACAAAUUGUAAGCUUUUGUCUUGUUCAGAACUGUUUCAUUUCUACCUUUCAACUUCGACUGGAUGCUUUUCUACUCAGAAAUAGUUUAGUUUUUCUACGGAAACAAGUUAACAUUUGAACGCAGAGAUAUGAAAUAAUAGGAAAAUUUAACAGUAACAACACACUACACACCGUCAGAAAAAAAAUAAAACUAAAAAAACUGAUACAAACUAGAAAGAAUUUGGUAACGCCUUGAUAAAAACAAAACUAACAAACAUUCGUAACACUUAGUCUAAUGGCAUGCAACAAUUUACACAAACCACAAACAACUUGAAGCAAACAACAGCUACUCAGUCUGUGAGAAAAACAUGUGAAUAUCUAUGGAUAAUGUAAAAUCAGUCACACAACUAUCAUCUCUCUAAUCAGUAGAAAUAAUCGGAAAUCGGUUCAUUGCUGUACCCGAACCCUUACGCCGAUGAACCUGGCACACAGUAAUUCACAGUAACUCGGGAAUACUCGCGCUCUAGGAAGAAUGUGAACAACAAGUACAUACCUACAUACAUACAAUUAGGCAGAAAAUACAAAAACCGACAGUUUAAUAUCUUGGUUAAAUGUUUAUUGUUGGGGAAGUUAAAUCCAGUCAAAUA